AUGGCAGAGCAGUGGGAACAGACAUUCAAGACGUUUGGUGAGAAGACAUACACCAUCACGCAACUCAUCCAGAACGCAAAUGAGGGCGAUGAUUUGGAGGAGCCAUUCAAGGAGAUCAAGCAAGCGCACGAUGACAUCGUCAAAGAGGCCAAGGAACUUCCAAACGAUAUCCCAGACGUCGAUGACGAUGGUGCUCAACUGGAGCUGAAGAAUGCUGCUGGUGAUAUCGUCAUCGCAGGUAACAAGCUCAUUGCGGCCAUCACCGAGAAGCUCGACAUCUGGAAGGAGAAGAAGGAGUUGGGCAAGAUCAUCAACAAGGUCAUCCUGACCAACAACGACGUUCUGGACAAGCCGUACCCACCGAGCAACCCCUACGCGCCAGAGAUCCAGGGUCAGGCGAAGAAGCUUCAGACGGAAGCCGUCAAGGUGAAGAAGCAGAUUGAGUCGGCAGAGUAG
Ramularia collo-cygni is the source of this 456-nucleotide messenger RNA. RefSeq lists its product as uncharacterized. The transcript has 3 exons. The record is from RefSeq and is a predicted model, not a curated record. NCBI's taxonomy places the organism in Eukaryota, Fungi, Ascomycota, Dothideomycetes, Mycosphaerellales, Mycosphaerellaceae. Bases 1 to 456 code for a protein of 151 amino acids.